Messenger RNA from Agelaius phoeniceus (red-winged blackbird), 3024 nucleotides. The record is from RefSeq and is a predicted model, not a curated record. Lineage: Eukaryota; Metazoa; Chordata; Aves; Passeriformes; Icteridae.
AGCGGUGGAGAGCUGGUUUGGGAAGUGGUGGCAGGCGUCAAGCGCCAGAGCCCCGCGUUCCUGGAAGUUUGCGAGCCGGGGUGAGCAGAGAAACGCGGAGGCUCCUCUUGAUGCAGCACAACUCGCCCGGCUCCCUUCCAUUUUCUCAUAACAAACACACCGCAAAAUCUCUCGCAAGCUGCUUUGAUGAGGCCACAUGUAUUUCCCCCUUCUCAGUUUACAGGAAGUUACUCUUAAAGAAAGUGAUUCUGGUGUUUACGGCCCGCGUUAAAGGGCCAGGCCGCCUCCCUUCUCUGCCCGCCGGGCUCUGGGGACACGGGAGGGUCCCGGCUGGCCGGAGAGGUGCGGGAGACAGUGCUGGGGGCACACGGGCAGGAACACCCCGCGGAGGGUUUUCUCCGCCAGAUAAGCUCUGUCUCCCCUUUGGAAAGGCAUUUCCUGCUCAGCGAGGUGCGUUGCUGGUGCGAGCUGCUCCCACUUCAAGGUCUGGCUUUUGCCUGGUCAUCUGUUUUCAGAAAACCAGGAACCCCAUUUCAUCCAGCAUGGAGCUAGCUCCCCUUGAGAAUCUAUUCAAGUGGUGAACUUCACCACUUCAUUGAUGGAUUUAACGAGGACAAGAGCAACUGGAUGCGUUAUGUAAACCCUGGCUACUCUGUUCAGGAGCAGAACUUGGCUGCUUGUCAGAAUGGAAUGAACAUCUACUUCUAUACCAUCAAGCCCAUCCCUGCCAACCAAGAGCUGCUUGUGUGGUAUUGCCGAGACUUUGCAGAGAGGCUGCACUAUCCCCCCUCCAGAGAGCUGACAAUGAUGAACCUCACACAAACCCACGUUAAUCCAAAGCAGCACAGCACUGAUAAAGAUGAGCUUUAUCAGAAAAGUGUCCCAAAGAAGGAGCACAGUGUGAAAGAAAUCCUGAAAAUGGAAUCCAAUCCUCCUAAAGGAAAAGACUUCUUUCAGACCAACAUUUCACCAGUUACUCCAGAAAAAGACUUGGAUGAUUUACAUAAGAACUAUAGCCCGGAGAGGUGUUUCUUCCCUCGAGUUGUCUACCCAAUCCGACCUCACAUUCCUGAAGACUAUCUGAAAGCUUCCUUAGCAUAUGGCAUGGACAGACCGAGCUACAUCACUCACUCACCCAUCCAGGCAUCUACUACACCAAGUCCUUCCGGGAGGAGCAGCCCAGACCAAAGUUUAAAAAGUUCAAGCCCUCACAGUAGUCCGGGGGUCACAGUUUCACCUCUGGCACCUACUUCCCAAGAGCACAGAGAGCCAUACUCUUACUUGAACGGAUCAUAUGGCUCAGAAGGAUUGGGGUCUUAUCCUGGAUAUGCACCUCCUGGCCACCUCUCACCUGCCUUUCUACCGUCCUAUAACCCCCAUUACCCCAAAUUCCUGUUACCUCCAUUCAAUAUGAGCUGUAAUAACCUGAGCGCUUUGAACAAUAUCAAUGGCAUCAACAAUUUCAAUCUCUUCCCAAGGAUGUACCCUCUUUAUGGCAACCUGCUCAGUGGAGGUAGCCUUUCCCACCACAUGCUCAACCCCACCACGCUCCCCAGCUCAUUGCCCAGUGAAGGAGGCCGUCGACUGCUGCAGCCUGAUCAUCCAAGAGACUUCCUCAUACCAGCACCCAACAGUGCCUUCUCUAUCACGGGCGCUGCUGCCAGCAUGAAGGACAAGCCAUGCAGCCCUACCAGUGGGUCCCCCACCGCUGGUACAGCAGCCAGUUCGGAACACAUAAUGCAACCUAAACCUACCUCAGUGGUGUUGGCUGCCACCGGCGGUGAAGAAGCCAUGAAUCUCAUUAAAAGUAAGAGGAAUGUGACCGGUUACAAAACCCUCCCAUACCCACUGAAAAAGCAGAAUGGGAAGAUCAAGUACGAAUGCAAUGUUUGCUCCAAGACCUUUGGCCAGCUCUCCAAUCUGAAGGUGCACCUCCGAGUACACAGUGGAGAGAGACCAUUUAAAUGCCAGACUUGCAAUAAGGGCUUCACGCAGCUGGCUCACCUCCAGAAGCACUAUCUGGUACAUACGGGAGAAAAACCCCACGAGUGUCAGGUUUGUCACAAGCGGUUCAGCAGCACCAGCAAUCUCAAAACCCACCUGCGGCUCCACUCUGGAGAGAAGCCUUACCAGUGCAAGCUCUGCCCAGCCAAAUUCACCCAGUUUGUGCACCUGAAGCUGCACAAGCGUCUCCACACCCGGGAACGCCCCCACAAAUGCAUCCACUGCCACAAGAGCUACAUUCACUUCUGCAGCCUCCAGGUCCACCUGAAGGGCAACUGCCCCGUCGCCCCGGCCUCCGGCCGCUCCAUGGAGGACCUGAACCGAAUCAACGAGGAGAUCGAGAAGUUCGACAUCAGUGACAAUGCUGACAAGCUGGAAGAAGUGGAGGACAAUAUCGACUUAACAUCGAUCGUGGAGAAGGAUAUACUGACCAUGCUCAGGAGGGAAAUGGAAGGAGCUAACCUGAAAGUCUCUCUGCAGAGGAACCUGGGCAAUGGGCUUAUCUCCUCAGGAUGCAACCUUUACGAGUCGUCAGAUAUGUCAGUUAUGAAGUUGCCUCACGGUCACCCACUACCUCUGUUACCUGUAAAGGUCAAGCAAGAAACAAUUGAACCAAUGGACCCUUAAGACUUUUUGGCAAAGUGAUUUUUUUUAUUUAUGACUUGGCAAGUCAGGGUGCCUGUAGCAGUUGCUUGUACAUAGUUUCAAUGCUGCAAAGCAAUCUUGGCUUACAGUAGUUUCCCUACGCUCUUCAGCUGAAAGAAGGAACUCCAAAGUUACUGUUUUCUCAGGGCAUAAAAAGGGGCAAAGGACUCUGCAUUGCCUCGCCAGUUACUAAGAGACAAUCAUUUAUCCAUAAUUAUUUUUUCAAUGAUAGUACUUCAUAAUUUAUUAUGCAAUUAAUCAUUCUAAAAGCAAUAAUUAGGAAAAUGUUUACAAUGACUGGAAAAAUUCAUUGUAAUUUUUACUUUAAAUGUUUUUAUUUUUUGUUUUAUGGGCCAUUCUUUGUAGAUAUUUUUU